Messenger RNA from Strongylocentrotus purpuratus (purple sea urchin), 898 nucleotides. RefSeq lists its product as uncharacterized. The transcript is spliced from 5 exons. NCBI's taxonomy places the organism in Eukaryota, Metazoa, Echinodermata, Echinoidea, Camarodonta, Strongylocentrotidae. Gene Ontology annotation, molecular function: protein binding. The record is from RefSeq and is a predicted model, not a curated record. The coding region runs from base 412 to 855 and encodes 147 amino acids.
CCGUCCAGUGGUCCACACAGGCUUCGGCUCGGUAAUUCACGGCUUUCAGGUCAUCUUGGGUGCAUACUGUUUGUUCGUUUCAACAUCUAUAUGAUAUAAUUGAGGCAUUACACGUCGGUUGUUUGCAUUCGAUAUUCCUUAACAGCAGCUCUUGGGGGAACGAAGAGAGUUCGGGACAGCAUCGGGACAGUUUGGGACAGCAUCGCGACAGUUUGGGACAGUUCAGGACAGAUUGGGACAGCUUCGGGACAGUUUGGGACAUAUCGGGACAGCAUCGGGACAGUUUGGGACAGAUCGGGACAGCAUUGGGACAGUUCGGGACAGCAUCGGGACAGUUCGGGACAGUUCGGGACAGAUCGGGACAGCAUCGGUCUCAUAAAGCUCAAGACACCGUCUUGAGACUGAGUCGAGAUGGCUUGUACCAACUGUGGCAGAUCCAUCUGUCAGAGUCAAGAUUUAGAAAAUUCUUUUGAGCUCGUCGUGGUGAAGCGAACUGCAAAAGGUUAUGGGUUCGAAGUACAGCUAAAGGACAACCUCGUCAUCAAUUCAAACAGCGAUAAGAACAACAAACCAGAUUCAUUUGUUGUUAAAUAUAUCAAAGAAAACACAGGGAACACGAAACUUGGACUCAAGACAGGAGACGAGAUACUCUCUUUUAAUGGCACCAGCAUUCGACAGUUAACAAUGUCACAUAUUGAGGAGACCCUGAAGAACAACAAGAAUGAUAUGCAGCUUAUCAUCAGACGACGAUCCCCGCCAAAAAAUCAACCUGGAAUCCAAUCAGACGACGGUUACCAUGGUUACGAUAAUCGAGGAUUCAAUACUGGCACUGGACAAUGGAAAAUUACUCUAUAAUAAUUCAUGGUAGAGAAAGAAUGAACGGGGGAGAGAGAGGGGG